UGGGACAUAGUGCCAAUGAACCACAUCCUGCAUCGCCUGGAGGAAGAUACACCUGUCAUGUGCAAACUCAUUACUCAGUUGUUGUUGAACACCUUCCAUCCCAUUCAAAGAGAAGACCAGGAACUCUUGCACCGAACCUUGGCCCUACUUGAAGAAAAUCGAGCUGCAGCACGUAGAUUUUACCAGUAUACAAGCCGCAAGCUGGAUCUCCCAAGCAAUGUACACUUCAUGCUCCUGAUACUGCGAUGUCUCCGAAAUUACUUGCUCAACCAACAAGCUCAGGAAGGGCAGCAAGAAUCAGAUCAUGAAAAUAGUAACACCAAUCCUGAAGAAAGAACAAAUCCCAGUGUAGGAAGUCAAAAGAACUUGAAGCUAGGGUUAGGAGUGGCACCUGAUAACAAAGAAAAUAGAGUUCCAAGCCAGAGGAAAGCAGUUUCUGCAGCUGCCAAGGAAAGUGACGAGAGGAAAGAUGUGAGUGAUGAUGAGCAGAAUGCUGAUGAUAGUGCAUCUCCACUGGACAACCCUGCAGUCAUAGGUGGCCUCUUUGAUACCAUUGUCAUCAUUUGGACAACCAAUGCGCACAGGUUAGCGCAGCCAGAAAAUGAGAAGUACAUUGAAGCCAUACGAACGAGGGUGUCCAAGAGUAUGCCCCUUUUCUUCAAAGCUUUCAAGGAAAAUGAUGAGGUAUCCCAGACUCUUCUGUAUCUGUCCAGCUUCCUUCCUAAAGCCUUAGUGCCUACCAUUGUCAGCCACUGCAUGUCACGACUAAGAGGACUGCAGCAAGACCAGGAUAAGGAAGAAUCUUACGUCACGUAUGUAAAUGCUCUUUGCAACUGGAAUCGUGUAGAUGACAUCUUGGAACUGGCAACAGAAUGGCUGAAUGAAGGUUUUAGUGCUGGUGUUACUACAAGUAGUAAGGAACGCAGGAAAAGCAGCAAAGGUGUGCGGUUCCAAGAGGCACUUUCACCACAACCUUUGUUGGCUCUGCGUCUUGUUAGUCAUAUCUUACAGCAUCCAUUAAAUAAACUUGCUGCCCUUGGGAGAAACAGACAUCUUUUAGUACAAAUGUCAGAGAACAUGGCUGAAGUGAAGGGUCUUUUAAGUGAUCGUUUGAACCAAACAGAAGAGCUCUCAGAACUUUGCUCUGACAGAUUCCUAUGUGAGUGUUGGGCUCAAUACUUGAGUCUGGUUGCUGUUCUUCAUAACCCACCUCAGAUAUCUGAAGAACCUCGUGAGAAGAAGAGGGGAGCAAGAUCUGAUAAAGAGAUUCCAGUGGAUGAUGUUUAUGAUGGCACUGCCACUGUGGUUACCUGCAUAGAUUGGUGCAGAAGGGUCUUGAUACCGACAUUAGGGGAGGAGCAGAGUGGGAAGAGAAAAAUAAGAGCAGGAGAUGAUGCUCCAGUGCUUGCUGUAAGUGCCUUGAGUGACCUUGUUACUUGCAUCACCAAUUUACUCAUUGUGGGAGCUGGAGGUCCUUCCUUUGCUUAUAAAGCCUGUGGAUUUGCUGAAGAACUUUUGAAAACUGAUGCCUCAGACAAGUUUUGGCAGAAAAGUCUGGUCUUGGCCCAAGAAGCAUACGAGUUCCUAGCAGUGUACGGGACCCCUGGUGAUGACCUUGAAGAGUUUGGAGGGGUCAGUCCAGAACAGCUGAUAAAUACUUGUUUGUCUUCAGUAUCAGAUUUCUGCAAACAACAAGAAAAAUUGCCUCAGGAUGGAGACCUUGCAAACAUGCUGGCCCUGGUAUUGACAUCUUUUGGUGAUUCUUCCAAUUCAUGUGUGAUGAAAUAUCUGGUAUCGUCUGUGAUAGACCAUCUCGGCUGGCAUAUUGAUAAGGUGAAAGGUGUGGACACUGAUGUGAACUCGGUCAAAGAAGUUGGUGGAUUUGUUGCCUUAACAGUUGGAGUGUGUCAGAGCCGAGCAAAACUUUCGGCAGCCUUUAUGACUUCCUUUAUGAAGCUGAACUCAUCUGUACAAGACAUAACAUCACUUCUGGCCUGUGCAUAUUUGCUCAAGAUCUUGAUAAGAGACAGUGGCAAGAUUUCCCCAUCGAGUCUCAAGCAAGCAGUGGCUGGAAUUGAUUCUGUGAUGUCUAGAAUUGUUUUCCCUACUUGCCUUGAGGAAGAAGAAGAUGGUGAUAAAAAGCCAUCCUAUGGACUGUAUGAGAGAUAUACAGCAGCUUCAAGGGACAUAAUCCAAGAUAUGAAGGAAAUGCUUGGAGUAAUAUAGAGUAAUAUAAGCCAGAUAGGCAAAUAUAGGAAACUUGUUUGAUAACAAAUAUUGUGUAUUUGUAGUCACUACAAAGGCUCAUGUUUUUGUAAUCUUUGUGACAGAUAAACUAGGUCUAAUAUUUUUUGCCUUUGAUCAAACAAAUUUAUCUAUUUUCAUUGUAUCAUCCAAAUAUCAUAUUUCUUGAUUCUAAGACUACAUUGUAUAGAUAUCUUUUCAAAAUGCAAUUUCAUUUUUUAUACCAUUGUUUAUACAUUAAAGACAUAAACUA
Molecule: messenger RNA, 2497 nt
Organism: Penaeus indicus
Lineage: Eukaryota; Metazoa; Arthropoda; Malacostraca; Decapoda; Penaeidae
Product: condensin-2 complex subunit G2-like
Exons: 15
Coding region: 16-2226 (736 amino acids)
Biological process (GO): mitotic sister chromatid segregation
Cellular component (GO): condensin complex; nucleus
Source: RefSeq, a predicted model, not a curated record